AUGUUCGGGUUGCUCGUCGGCACACUCAAAAAAGCGGAGAGGGAAGAUAAGGAGCGCAAUGCCAGCGAAGCAGCAAAAAAACGCAUGAAACUGGAAGCACGGCUCCAGUCGAAACUGCGGCGGGAGAACGACACUGUGCGUAAAGCCGAAGAUGCACGGAAGGAUAAGUUGUCAGCAAACAGGAAAGAGGAGGAGCUGCAAUUGCGAGAUUCUGUCGUGAAAUACCGCAGGAGCCGUCUGCCAAUCUUGGCGAACUUCCUCCUCACGUCGGACGUUAUCCCCCAGGAUCAAGGCGAGGAGCAAACUCGUUCUCUCCUGAAUCCCCUUGCGAAUCCCCCUCGUAGUCAUCCGCCACCCCUGUAUUACCUUCCGGCCAUCCUCCUACCAUCACAGGAAGCAUUCAUCUCAGCACGUCGCUCCGCCGUAAAAGACGCUGCUGAAGCAGAGUGGCAGAUGUUCCAUGCUGAGCGCGUGCAGGGCAUUGAAGAUGUAAAAACGCUGCGGUUAAAGGUCGAAGAAGCUAAGAAAUCUCAAGGUGAGCCCAUGGAUGAAGAUACAGAGGAUGCGAAGGUGGAGGAUAAAAAAGAGGGUGAGGAGGGGAAAAAAGAGGGUGACGUGGAAGCAAGAAUGGAUACAGAUGAGCUAGAGGGUAAAAAAGAUGACGGAGGGGAGAAGGAGAAGGAUGAGCCCAUGCAAGCUAUCGAUGACGAGGCCGUGGAGUAUUGA
Messenger RNA from Guyanagaster necrorhizus, 726 nucleotides. RefSeq lists its product as uncharacterized. The record is from RefSeq and is a predicted model, not a curated record. The transcript has 2 exons. The coding region runs from base 1 to 726 and encodes 241 amino acids. Gene Ontology annotation, cellular component: catalytic step 2 spliceosome. NCBI's taxonomy places the organism in Eukaryota, Fungi, Basidiomycota, Agaricomycetes, Agaricales, Physalacriaceae.